GCAGCCACCCACCGGCAGCAGUAAGUUGGGCGCUGACAACGAACACAAUCGGUAUUUUCUUUAAUCAUGAACUGUACGUUUUUAACAAGUUGUUGUGCUAUGCAGCCACCGUGGAAAUAGGUUGAGAUUUUGAAUGUGGCUCGGAAGCAGUCACAUGGUUUUUGCAUAGUCAGUGAAGACACAUCAGUGUGUGCAGAGCUGUACAGUCUGUGGUAGAGACGCGUUCACCAGGCUUUAGCUGUCAGUGUGUGACACACACAGUUUCAACGAGACCUGCUGACACCGGGAUUCCCAUCUCAGCAUGCCUCACAAGAGCAAAAAAGAAAAGGAAACUAAACCUGGAAGAUCUAAAAAGUCUGGAAGUAAAAAUGGGCCUGCAGACGACCAAGAUGGCUCCAAUAAAAAAGUGCCUCCUGCAACUCAGUUGAUGAGGGUGAAGCAGCCGGGGUCACACUCGGCCGUCAAGAGGGAGAAGAGGUUCAGCACUUCCUCCUUCCCACUCAGUGCUAACAGAGAGCUACAGAAACUGGCUGCACUGGCAGGAUCUGGCCUAAGUGGUUUCCUGUAAACUAUACACAGCUAUGCUUUGUUCUCAUACCUGGAUGAGCCUGGUGACACUACAGAGGAACCAUUGAGGUGUACAGCCCAGAGGAUGUGCAAGUUUGAGGAAGACACGGUCACAGUUGACAGCAUGUGACAAUUAAUUAAAAAUAAAUACAAAAAAAAGUUUGGUUUUUCAUUUAAAUAAACAAUUUCUGUGAGUCUUGGAAAGAUGAAUCAGGCCACAGAGAGAAAUACAAGAGAAAACUAAUUGAUUUUUGUUUCUAGCUAAAACUGUUGCCACCGGUUUCAGGAUUCAAAUUUGUGCCCUUUAUAUCUGACCAAAUACUAAAAGAGAAAGAAAGGACACGUCGAUCUGUAAGUGUGUACCCUGACAGCAUCAAAUAAAAAUGCAACGUAUAUUUCUUGAUCAUGGAUCCAAUUUGAGACUUUAUCUCCCUUUUUUCAAUUUUGAAUAUCAAGCGACUACAGACAACAGUCCUACUUGCUGCCGUGGGCAACAUGUUGUCAAUUGAAAUACAAUGCAUGU
Molecule: messenger RNA, 1090 nt
Organism: Gymnodraco acuticeps
Lineage: Eukaryota; Metazoa; Chordata; Actinopteri; Perciformes; Bathydraconidae
Product: serine/threonine-protein phosphatase 2A 56 kDa regulatory subunit delta isoform-like
Exons: 4
Coding region: 302-568 (88 amino acids)
Source: RefSeq, a predicted model, not a curated record